This is a messenger RNA of Scutellospora calospora, 1345 nucleotides long. NCBI's taxonomy places the organism in Eukaryota, Fungi, Glomeromycota, Glomeromycetes, Diversisporales, Gigasporaceae. The record is from the annotation of a GenBank genome assembly.
AUGUUAAGAUCUUUAAAAAAAUUUAAUAAAAAGGAAAAAGACAAUUUAUGCCUUUAUCCUGGUUGCAAAAACAAAGUUAAAAGUGGCAGAAAUAGGAUCGACUAUAAUUAUUGCAGCAUUGCCUGCCAAAAUGCAAGUUUUCAAAAUGACGAUACAGAGUUUUUGAACGAAGAGUAUGAAAUUGUACCGGAGAGUUAUAAUGUGGAUACAACAGAAACGCAGAAAUGGUCACAGCAACCACAUACUAAUUCUGUGAUAUCUGAAUCCACUUCGCAACCUUCUCAAAGUUCUAGUGAUGCUGACCAAUGGUCAAGAAACCCAUUUAGACUAUUGCAACAAUCUUCUUAUUCUCGCCCGUCUCAACAAGGGUAUACAUCGACAAAUAAUUAUUAUACGUCCUCGAAGCAACCUGAGUCAAAUUUUUCGAUUUGGUCAAACUCUGCCGUUGAACAAGAUGACUUAACAUUUUCACCAUUUGCACAAACUUCAAACGGUUCUGAAGAAAAGACGAAGGAAGAACCUGUGCAGAAUCAACAGUUUAACCAUUGGGUUGAAGAGGAAGAAGAUGAUUUGUUUGUAGAUCUUCCUAUUAAUUAUGUUCGUAACAAUCCUCCAGUUCAGAAAACGCGUCAAUUCCAUUCAUUUUCACAGCAAUCAAUGGAUGCGGCGAUUCGAUGCUCUGCUUGUUCUUAUCUUAAUAAUCCCAUUUAUUCUCAAUGUGAAAUGUGUUAUUCGCCUAUUGGAGAUUUAGAAUUUUUAAAUGUACCUGAUACGAAUAUGCGACAGUGUCCUGUAUGUACAUAUUAUAACCAACAAACAAUGAUAGAUUGUGAAAUGUGUGGUAAUUAUUUACAAGAGUUUGAAGUAAGAUUGAAUACAAGAAUGACAGCCUUGGAGCCAACAAGUGCUCUAUAUAUUGAGAUAUAUGGAAGAUUUGCGGCAACUAUGCCAAAUGCUCGAGUUCUAGCCAUUAUUCGUAUGCAAAUGCCGACGAGGCUUGUUGAAGCUCACGAAAAAUAUAAGAACAACAUGGCCCGACGAUCUCCUCAACGUACCGCGGCUAGUGUAACCUUCAAAAUGUUUCAUGGAACUAAAUGUCUUUGUAAUCCAGCUCGUUAUAUUGGUACUGAUCAAUGGACUUAUUGUCCUACUAAUAGUAGAUGUGGAAAUGGAAAUUCUUCUACGUUUGGAAAAUGUGGUGGAGGGCGAAUGUGGUUUGCCCAAAAUUCCAAUAUUUCGUUCGGCUAUUGUAGCAACACACAGAUUAAGACUAUGUAUACUGUUGAUGUCGUUUCUAUAGCGCCACCGAAUUCAUCAAUUAUCAUUGUUGAUAAAAAUGAAGCAA